AUGAUUGUGCUCUUCUCAGAGGCAUUAAUCGAUCUGAUGGAUGUACGGGAUGAGUCGUGGCCAGAUAUGGGUGGAACGUCAUCAAUGUAUGAGGAUGCCCUUGACGAAAACGACAGCGAAGUGGAACUCGAAGAAAUUUGCGCAGCCACCCGAAAAGCCCUGUCCACCCGAGGCGUGAACAGGCCCCGAACAAAGCCAUUGAACUUGAGUCCACCGGUACCGGCCACUUACAGUAAACAGGCCUCAUCCAGCAGCGACCACUCGAGUAUUGAAAAGAUCCAACCAGUACCUAUGAGGAGAAGCCACCAACAAAGAAGCCGAAAAUCGAAAAGUGCAGCCAGCAGCCGGGGUGACAGUGAUGAGGCUAGACAUUAUCAGCCGCAUUUUGUAUAUCCGUCUGGAGAUUGGCAUCUGUAUCCAGUCUUGUUGCAGUUAUCUCAAACCUUGCAGGCCAUGUCAAGUCAACUUCACGAUAUGGAGACAGCAAAUCGAUUACAACUACGGAUCGUUUACAGGGUCCUACGAAUUAUGUUAAAACUAAAAGAGGAUUCCUCGAAUCGCUGGUUUCCCAAAUGGCUUGUCAAUUCCUUCAAGUGGACGUUAUUUAUUCUGGUGUGGCCGUUGUUGGCCCGUUUUAUUUGGGUCUGGUACUCACGACGGCGCCACUUCAUCGCCAAAGCCAUAAUGACGUACUUG
Mesorhabditis spiculigera is the source of this 696-nucleotide messenger RNA. The record is from the annotation of a GenBank genome assembly. Lineage: Eukaryota; Metazoa; Nematoda; Chromadorea; Rhabditida; Rhabditidae.